Molecule: messenger RNA, 1638 nt
Organism: Cordyceps fumosorosea ARSEF 2679
Lineage: Eukaryota; Fungi; Ascomycota; Sordariomycetes; Hypocreales; Cordycipitaceae
Product: phosphatidylinositol-3,4,5-trisphosphate 3-phosphatase PTEN
Exons: 2
Coding region: 1-1638 (545 amino acids)
Biological process (GO): regulation of phosphatidylinositol 3-kinase/protein kinase B signal transduction; cell motility; protein dephosphorylation
Cellular component (GO): plasma membrane; nucleus; cytosol
Molecular function (GO): phosphatidylinositol-3,4,5-trisphosphate 3-phosphatase activity; protein tyrosine phosphatase activity
Source: RefSeq, a predicted model, not a curated record
AUGGCUUCAUUCCUGCGGCAGCUCGUCGCCGGCCCGCGCAAGGGGCACCCCGAGGCAGGCCUGGACCUGUGCUACGUCACCGACCACAUCAUCGCAACAUCCGGCCCGUCGCACACGUACCCCAAGCGCGCCUACCGCAACCCCCUCGACCAGCUCGUCGCCUUCCUCGACGCCCGGCACGGCGCCGACUGGGCCAUCUGGGAGUUCCGCGCCGAGGGCGCCGGCUACCCGGACCACCUCGUCUACGACCGCGUCUGCCACUUUCCCUUCCCGGACCACCACCCGCCGCCGUUUGCCCUGAUGCCGCGCAUCCUCGCCAGCAUGCGGCGCUGGCUUCACGGCGGCGCCCUCGACGAAAACCCCGACGACUCAGUCGCCACGACGUCACAAGACCGCGACCCGAACCGCGUCGUGGUCGUACACUGCAAGGCCGGCAAGGGCCGCAGCGGCACGGCGAGCGUCAGCUAUCUCGUCGCCGAGGAGGGGUGGACGGCCGAGGAGGCGCUGGCGCGGUUCACGGAGCGCCGCAUGCGGCCGCGCUUCGGUGCCGGCGUGUCCAUACCCUCGCAGCUGCGGUGGGUGCGGUACGUGGAGCGCUGGAGCGGCCGGGAGGGCGGCCGGCGCUACGUGGACAGGCCGGUCGAGGUGCUCGAGGUGCACGCGUGGGGAUUGCGCGACGGCGUCAAGGUCGAGGUCGAAGGCUUCGCGGACGGCGGGCGCAGGAUCCACACGUUUCACACGUUCCGCAGGGAGGAGCGGCACGUCGUCCGGGGCGACGCGCCGACGGACGGCGGCUUCUCGGACAUCGUCUGGGAGAUGGCGGGCUACCCGACGGGCACCAAGGCGCCGGCAGAGGCCGACUUUGCGGACGCCACGAACAACGACAAGGACGGUGCGACAAGUAGCGGAGCGCCGCCGGAGGAGGAUGGCGUCGCGCCGCGCCCGGCUGGCUCCCGCCCGGCCGAGCUCAUCAUCCCCGAGCAGGAGCAGAAUCCUAUCUCCUCCGCCUCCCGCUCCUCCACCGCGACGAGUAAAAAGGAGUCGACGGAGGCUGCCGAGCCUGGCGGCAUGGCUGUCAUCUUCCGCCCCGCGACGCCGAUCCGCGUCCCCAACAGCGACGUCAACAUCGCCGUCGAGCGGCGCAACCGCACGCACAAGAGCAUCGGGCUGACCGUCGUCUCCGCCGUCGCGCACGUCUGGUUCAACGCGUUCUUUGAAGACGGCGACUCUGCCGGCGGGGGCGUCUUCACUAUCGACUGGGACGCGAUGGACGGGAUCAAGGGCACGGGCCGCAAGGGCAGCCGCGCUCUGGACAAGCUGUCGGUCGUCUGGCGCUUCGCGGACGAGGACAAGGGCGCCGAGGCGGUGGCCGGAGAUGCCGCUGCCGCUGCCGCUGCCGACGAGGUGACGGAAAGGGACAUUGGCGUCAGGGUGCAGAGCCCGGCGAGCGCGGACAUUAGCAGGGCGAGCAGCGUGAGGACCGCGGAGAUGCCGCCGCGGCUGCCGCUGGCGGCGACGGCGGGGAAGGGAGAGGGCGGCGGUGACGCAAAAGAGGACGCGGAGGCGCUGGAGAGUGUCAAGACGAGCGACCCGUCGGGUGCGGAGCUACAGCCGGGAGAAACAAAUGCCAUGAGAUGA